Messenger RNA from Cryptococcus amylolentus CBS 6039, 2170 nucleotides. RefSeq lists its product as hypothetical. The transcript is spliced from 3 exons. The record is from RefSeq and is a predicted model, not a curated record. Gene Ontology annotation, biological process: regulatory ncRNA-mediated heterochromatin formation; regulation of transcription by RNA polymerase II; RITS complex assembly. Lineage: Eukaryota; Fungi; Basidiomycota; Tremellomycetes; Tremellales; Cryptococcaceae. Gene Ontology annotation, cellular component: SAGA complex. Bases 1124 to 1897 code for a protein of 257 amino acids.
CCAAAAUUAUCAAGUAAUGCAUCCUAAAAUCCUCCGAGCACCGCCUCUGUAGCCUCAAACCAUCUCGGCUUCAGCUUUUGCCGUCGGAACCUACAGAUCGAGCUCUGCUUCUGCAAUCACAGGUAAUGUGUAUGGGUGGGGAAGUAUACAGCGGAUACCAGACAGCGAGACAGGAAAAGAAGCAAGACGGGAUGCAGGAGAAUACAAACCGUCGUCAGCUAUCUGGUCCAGGUCAAAGAGCCCCUACGGUCUUUCUCCUCGUCCUUUGCAGGCCACGGCUCUACUACCUGUCCACCUAGCCCUCAAUAUCACAAGCAUGCCCCUGAGUCGUCUUGAUGAGCUGCCUCUCAUGCUCCAUCUCGGCCUCUUACAUGUCUGAUCCCAAGCCGUGACAUCACGACAACUCACCUUUGUUGUAUCCCGCAUUAGCGCUUUUUAUCUUUCCAGCCCCUUCACCUCCCCAAUCCACCUCGCUCCGCCACCUAAACGCCCUCCAAAAACUUGUAAAAGAUACUCGGUCCUUCAUCCUGAUAUCCGUGGCUUUUUCACCGGCGCUCGGACGUCGAGUUUGAGGUGUAUCAACAACCCUCGGUGACCCGCCACCCCGCCCUCAUCUCUUCAUCAACUUCUCAAAAAGGCAUACAAGAUGCCGCUCAAGCUCAAUCCUCGCUCCCCUCUUCCCCCCUUCACCUUCUCGCUCUCUCCUUCUCCCCAUUCCCAAUCCCAACGACAGGAUGCUUCCCCGCCCCGUCCUCCUGCAGACUUUUUGCCUGAAAAAGACAUGUACCAAUUCGGUACCUAUCCACUUAUAGCGGACGGGGAGCCAGGCAGGGGGCUCGUGAAGUGUGAGCGAUGUGGAAAGGUUGGAGUGGAGUGGGCUGCUGGGGAGCAUCGACGCGUGUGUAGCCAUAUACUGGACGGGACGCCGCUGGCUACUAGAAAAGGAGGCAAGGGUAUCAAGACGGACCCAAAGAAACGGCGUGCUUCCGAGGGUCAGUUGUGCGAGACGCGAUGGUUGUGCAUCUAUUGACGCAGGCCAGAUACCCCUCUAUCACCUCAAAAACGGGCCAAGGCCUCGCCCAUCCUUCCUGUCGUCGACCUCAACUCUCACGACUAUCGAGGUAUGAAGAAGAGCGAGAUCAAAAAGCUCCAAAAGGAUAAGGCCAGACAAGAGAAGAAGGAGGCGAAGGAGAGGGAGAGGUUGGAGAUUGCUGAGCGGAAACGACAACGAGCCAAUAAUCCAAUCAACGUCGACCGACAGUGCGGUGUCAUCAACGACCGAAAUGUUCCCUGCGCCCGAUCCCUUACGUGCAAAACUCACACAGUCGGCGCCAAACGUUCUGUCGAGGGCCGUUCCCGUCCAUAUGACGAGUUGUACCUUGAUUGGCAACGAGAGCAUAAUCCGAACUUUAAGGAGCCUGCCAGAAAAGAUAGGGUGGAAAAGAAGAAGGAGAAGAAGAAGAAGGAAUUUGGGGAAGAAGGCGACGACGAUGGACUCGAGGGUGAUGAUGGGAGGAGGGAAGUCGGCGAGCUCAUUGCUCUUACCCGGAUGGCAGGCGACCGCGUCAAAAACCACAUCACUACUCUCGGCAACCCUUCCUCAAUCCAUUCUCAGCCGGGCUCCGCUACCCCGGGCCUCAAUUCUUCGUUCCCACCCCUCAGCGCACUCGGGCGAAGUCAGAACAACGCGUCCAACAGGACGACGGCAAAGAAACCGCCUUUCCAGCCAGUGUGGCGGUCAAACGCUGUGGGUGGAGGAGAUUUCUCUGACGUGGGGAGGAUGCUGGUGCAGGCAUUGGCGGCGAGGACAAAGCCUUCGGUGCAAGGGGCACAGGGAGUGGGGAUGCCUGGGGCGGGGCUAGGCGAGAACCAGGGAUUGUCCAUCUCGGCAGUGUAGUUAUCAGUUGUAUAUUGCGUCGGCUCGUGUCUUUUCUUUGUAUCUUUGAGCAUGGUACCCAUGCAUCUGUCUGUUUCUAGGCGAGCGCUGCUGUCGGAGCUGAGCUUUUACAGGUACUGCCAAUACAAGAUCAUCGAUUGCAGAGGUAAGUGUUGGACCAGGCGCAUUGACGAGCAACUGUAUGUACUAUUGUACUUGCGUAUAUAAUCGGUUUACCAAGAUAUAAUACCAAUAGACCAUCUAACACAGUACACUCUUCCGAUAUUCUCUCUC